AUGCGUCGACCCGAAGCUUUGAAGAUGUACAAGGGAACCACUGAAGCUUUCCUCUUGAGAUGGUUAGUCGAGUUAGACGAUGCCAUCAGGGCCCGUCACAUCGAGGGUAACGAGAUGCAAGUCACCUUCGCCCUGUCAAAUUUAACAGAACGAGCAAAGUCUUGCUCCUUAGGGCUCAAGCUUCACGAUUUAAACGUGCUUGAGUUGUUGGAGAUCUUGAAGUCUAGGCUUAAAGAGACGUUUGAGUCACCGAGAGCCGAGUUCAGAGAACGCUCUGCACUCUUGAGGCUAGAGCAAGGUAAGCGUGACGUGCACGCUUACGCACAGCACCUGUGCUACCUUGCGAGUAGCGUUACAGAGAACCAUGUUGAUGAGAACACGCUCAUCAACAUGGUUCUCUACGGCCUUGUAGAUGGGUCGGUGAAGACCUACAUGUUCCGAGAGGACUUCCAUACGCUGGAAAAUGCGAUAGCGUAUGCGGAACAAGAAGACUUCAGCCUGAGACAGUCUCAGGCCAACUCGUCAAACUAUCGUUCGACGAGACGACAGGAAACAGGAGUUUCCGACCAGUGGACCUUUGUUACAUCAAGAGUGAGAACUCUCGCUCUCUGA
Molecule: messenger RNA, 612 nt
Organism: Peronospora matthiolae
Lineage: Eukaryota; Oomycota; Peronosporomycetes; Peronosporales; Peronosporaceae
Source: the annotation of a GenBank genome assembly